Messenger RNA from Suillus bovinus, 2001 nucleotides. Its product is annotated as nucleotide-diphospho-sugar transferase. The record is from RefSeq and is a predicted model, not a curated record. Bases 192 to 1703 code for a protein of 503 amino acids. Gene Ontology annotation, molecular function: mannose-1-phosphate guanylyltransferase (GTP) activity. Gene Ontology annotation, biological process: GDP-mannose biosynthetic process. The transcript has 5 exons. NCBI's taxonomy places the organism in Eukaryota, Fungi, Basidiomycota, Agaricomycetes, Boletales, Suillaceae.
GCCAGUUUACCCUCAAUAUUUGAUUUACAUAGCAUGUUCCGUGACUUUUACCAAAUAAGACAUCCCGAAAUAGAAGCUAUAUGUAUAAGCGCCGAAAGCCUUCAUACACGUUUACAAAAAAAAACGCAACCCUUAUAUAAAGUUGCACUCCGACAGCUAAACAAUACCCUUGACAUCGACUUCCAUUUAUUAUGUCCAUUCCCUACGGUUCUGCUGCCCCACUUUCCGGGCAGGUCAGCAGCAGCGACAAUGCGCUCCCUGUUGAAUACAUGUUCUCUCAAAUCAUGAGCGCAGUGCAGAAAUCUCAUGUCGAGAUAUCCGAUCUCCGGCAGGAAUGUGCUGACCUACGAUUGGCAAACGCAAGCUUGGAACGUCAAAUCCGGGAAGGGUUUCAGCAAAAUGGGAACGGAAACUAUUACGCCAGCUCGCGCAUAGGCUCUGGCUUUGUGACCCCAGUGCCCGGCAGCCCUCAGCUUCGAGCCAAAUCCCCAUUCCUAUCUCCGCACAGUAUCCCUUCCCUAGUCGCUGUACCCGCCGGUCACUUCCCGUCUCCGUUGGGCGAUAAUGCGGUUACACCUUUCCAACACGGUGUCCGCGACAUUCCCGGGUUCUACGUUGUCAUUCCCGCAGGAGGUGCUGGUACGCGGCUAUGGCCGCUAUCGCGAGAAGAGCACCCGAAAUUUCUUCUCGACUUGACUCUCAAGGGACGUUCCUUGAUCCAAGCUACCUGGGACCGUCUUCUCCCUCUUUCAUCCCCCCUCCGCACCACUGUAGUCGCAGGUCCUGGUCAUGUCAAGUCUAUCCGCGAACAACUGCCUGACCUUCUCGCGCAUAACUUGAUUUGCGAGCCUGGUCCAAAGGAUUCCAUGGCAGCUAUCGGACUUGCUGCAGCUGUCCUUUCAAAACGAGACUCUAAUGCCGUCAUCGGCUCAUUUGCCGCCGACCAUAUGAUUUCAGGUGACGACGCCUUCCUUUCUGCCGUCGCGGAAGCCGUCGAAGUAGCGAAGAAAGACUAUCUCGUUACCAUUGGCAUUGCGCCUUCUCAUCCUUCCACCGGCUUCGGUUACAUUCGGCUUGGAAAUAAACUAGGAAUCAAGGAAGCUCCAAACGCUAGGCUCGUCUCCAGCUUCAAAGAGAAACCUGAUGCGCGCACUGCUGCCGCAUAUAUCGGUACUGGAAACUAUCGAUGGAACGCUGGGAUGUUCGUCACAAAAGCGACUUUCCUCUUGGACCUUCUUAAGGAAUACAAACCGGAACUCCACGACGGGCUACAAAAGAUUGCGGCUGUAUGGCACGACGAGGCAUUACGCCAGGCCGCUCUCAACGAAAUCUGGCCCGAGCUCGAGAAGAUCCCGAUCGACAACGCAGUCGCAGAACCUGCUGCUGCUGAGGGUAAGGUUGCUGUAGUACCAGCAACGUUUGGCUGGGAUGACGUUGGAGACUUCUCUUCGCUCGCAGACCUACUACCUGCUGAAUCUAAUCAGCCUCGUGUCCUUGGGGACAGUUCUUUGGUGCUGACGGAACAGGUUGCUGGAGGAAUUGUGGUACCUGGCUCAGGACGUCUUAUCACGUGCCUGGGUGUCGAUGAUCUGGUUAUCGUCGAUAUGCCUGAUACCCUUCUCGUGACCACGCGUGCACGAUCGCAAGAGGUGAAGCGCCUCGUGAAGAAGUGUCGUGAUGCGGGUUGGAAACAACUUCUUUAAUGGGUUUUAUUUUGGACUUUUGGAGUCGGAAAUCAACAGACUAUGUAGCACGAUGGAUGCUUGUGGAAAUGGGAUUUGAUCUCACGCUCCCAACUUUCUUACUGACUUGUGCUCCUACUAUACCUUUUCGAGGCUAGUUAAUAUUUUGUUCUUCUACGUAUGUACGUGUGCGUGUGGUGUUUGUCACUGGGUACUUAUUCGUCUGCUGAUAUGGACUUAUAUGAUGUAACACGUCAUGAUGUUUUCCGCCACGAUUCUGAUGGCUUUCGGGUACUUGCGAUUACAGCGCGAGAGUAAU